This is a messenger RNA of Thlaspi arvense, 1313 nucleotides long. The record is from the annotation of a GenBank genome assembly. Lineage: Eukaryota; Viridiplantae; Streptophyta; Magnoliopsida; Brassicales; Brassicaceae.
AAAAGUUCAUUGGCUAUUAAAAUAUCACAAGAUGAUUAGGCCAGUGUUUGGUAUUCUAGUCUUUUUGGCUAUAUUCCAUUUUCCGGCGACUGAAUCUCGGCGCCACCAAAAGACUACUUCCGGGAUUGAAUUUUCAGCCUUGAAUUGCCGGAAACACAGUGCGGUGCUAACUGAUUUUGGAGGGGUUGGAGAUGGGAAAACUUCUAAUACAAAAGCGUUCAAAAAAGCCAUAAGCAAGCUCAGCCAAAUGGCGAGCGACGGCGGAGCUCAACUCGUUGUUCCUCCCGGAAAAUGGCUCACCGGAAGUUUUAACCUAACCAGCCACUUCACUUUGUUCAUCCAAAAAGGUGCCACCAUCCUUGCAACUCAGGAUGAAUCUGAAUGGCCAGUGAUCGCUGCAUUGCCAUCGUACGGCGAAGGAAGAGACGAAACCGGAACCGCGAGAUUUAACAGUCUCAUCUCCGGUACAAACCUAACCGACGUGGUAACAACGGGACGAUCAACGGUCAGGGACAGUACUGGUGGGAUAAAUUCAAAAAGAAGCAAUUCUUGCACAAACACGCUGAUCGAAGACUGUCACAUAGUCUCCGGCGACGACUGCAUCGCCGUAAAAAGCGGUUGGGAUCAAUACGGAAUCAAAUUCGGGAUGCCGACGCAGCAGCUAUCGAUCCGACGGCUGACAUGCAUCUCCCCGAAAAGCGCAGGAGUAGCCUUAGGAAGCGAGAUGUCCGGUGGAAUCAAAGACGUCAGAAUCGAAGACGUAAAUCUGAUCGACACGGAAUCAGCGAUCCGGAUCAAAACAGCCCCGGGACGUGGCGGUUACGUCAAGGACAUAUUCGCGAGGAGGUUCACGAUGAAGACGAUGAAGUACGUUUUCUGGAUGAACGGGAAUUACAAUUCGCACCCUAAAGGAUACGAUCCCAAGGCGUUUCCGGAAGUUUCUAACAUCAAUUACCGUGAUAUGACGGCGGAGAACGUUACGUUGUCGGCGAGUCUCGACGGGAUUGAGAAAGAUCCUUUUACGGGUAUUUGUAUCUCGAAUGUGACUAUAUCUUUGUCGGCUGAGCCAAAGAAGCUACAGUGGAACUGUACGAAUGUGGCUGGAGUUACGAGCAGAGUUAAGCCGGGGCCGUGUAGUUUGUUGCCGGAGAAGCAUGUGGACUGUAAGUUUCCGACUGAUUUGAUUCCGAUCGAGAGUGUUGUCUUGAAGAAGUGCUUCAUCUGAUAUACUAAUGAUACAUGAAACUGAAUUACAAAACUUUUUCUUAACUAUAUAAAUAAGAUUAUUAUAACUUUUGAUUCUAAGUUUAAAA